Molecule: messenger RNA, 5641 nt
Organism: Prunus persica (peach)
Lineage: Eukaryota; Viridiplantae; Streptophyta; Magnoliopsida; Rosales; Rosaceae
Product: DExH-box ATP-dependent RNA helicase DExH6
Exons: 14
Coding region: 271-4119 (1282 amino acids)
Cellular component (GO): intracellular anatomical structure
Molecular function (GO): RNA binding; ATP binding
Source: RefSeq, a predicted model, not a curated record
AAAAAAGCAUAUGCGGAGGAAGGGCAAAGGGCAAGGGUAAUUUACGAAACACAUAGCAGAACUGAAAACUCCAUUUUCAUAGCAGACGCCGACUAUUCAGGGCAGAGGAGAGCGAGACCCAAAUCUUCGACAACUCCACUGAAUCUCGUCUUCUUCUUCUUCUUCUUCAAAGCUUUACAUUCCUCUGGGCGCCAACGGCUGCUUCAGAUUCGGAAUUUAACGAACAGACAAAAGGGAAGAGGACCAGAGCCAAAGGAAGAAGCAAUAGACAUGGCGAAGAAGAACAGAGGCGGCCAACAACAAAACAGUAAAGUUCCAGAAAGCAUGAGGAACCGAAUAGCUCAAUUACUCUCCCGCUUCAAUUCCGCUGAUGACGAAGUUUACACAUUUGAGGCCGGUCUCUCGAACCAUGACCGUGCUGAAGUGCAUCAACAAUGCAGGAAAAUGGGUAUGAAAUCCAAGAGUAAAGGGAGUGGGAAAAAACGUGUUGUGUCUGUUUAUAAACCUAAAAAGAAGGCUGCAGCCGUUGAUGGUAUUCCAAAGCUCACUCAUCUGACAUUUUCCGAAGGCACAAAAGAAGUAUUGAGGGACUUGUUCAUGUGUUACCCACCCGGUGAUGAAGUGGAGGGCAGAGAAAUGUAUGGGACAAAUAGUAAUGAGAAUGUGAAAGCCAAGCGGAAGAAAGAUAGUAUGUUUUGCAAGCCUUUGAUGACCAAGGCAGAAAUUGCAAAGAAAGUGCAAUCACUUGCUUCUAGAAUAAAGAAUUCCGAUAAAUUGAGAAAGAUCACCAAAGAGAAGUCUAAGCUUCCAAUUACAUCCUACAGGGAUGUCAUUACAUCAGCAGUUGAAUCUCAUCAGGUAAUUCUUAUAUCUGGUGAGACUGGGUGCGGAAAGACCACACAGGUCCCACAGUUUAUUUUGGACCAUAUGUGGGGUAAGGGGGAGGCAUGUAAAAUAGUGUGCACUCAACCUCGACGUAUCUCAGCUGCAUCAGUUGCCGAGAGAAUCUCUAAGGAAAGAGGAGAAAAUGUUGGAGAGGAUAUUGGAUACAAGAUACGGUUGGAAAGUCAAGGUGGCAGGCACUCAUCAAUUGUGCUCUGCACAAAUGGGAUUCUGUUGAGGUUGUUAGUGUCCAGAGGCGCUGGUAGAUCAAAAGCAGGUGACUCAAACAAAGAAACCAAGCAAGAUGUCAAUGACAUAACUCACAUUAUUGUGGAUGAAAUUCAUGAAAGGGAUCACCACUCAGAUUUUAUGCUGGCAAUUAUAAGAGACAUGCUUUCUUCACACCCUCAUCUACAUCUGAUACUGAUGAGUGCAACUGUUGAUGCUGAACGGUUUUCACAUUAUUUUGGUGGAUGCCCAAUUAUCCGUGUCCCUGGGUUCACUUAUCCUGUCAAAACUUUCUAUUUGGAGGAUGUACUUUCUAUCCUGAAAUCCGUAGAAAAUAAUCACCUUAAUACUGCAGUAGGUUUACAGAAUGAAGAUCCUGACUUAACACAGGAAUUGAAGCUUUUUCUAGAUGAAGCUAUUAAUCUGGCUUGGUCUAAUGAUGAGUUUGAUCCCCUUCUAGAGUUUACUUCUUCUGAAAGAACUCGCAAAGUCUUUAAUUACCAGCAUUCUUUAACUGGACUUACGCCGUUAAUGGUGUUUGCUGGAAAGGGUAGAACAGGAGAUGUUUGCAUGCUGCUAUCUUUUGGUGCGGACUGCCAAUUACAGGCCAAUGAUGGAGCAACUGCAUUGGAGUUGGCUGAACGGGAAGAGCAGCGAGAAACUGCUGAGAUAUUGAAAGAGCAUAUUGAAAAUGCUCUUUCUAACUCUAUGAAAGAACAACUGUUAAUUGAUAGAUAUCUCCAAUAUUUUAAUCCUGAAAAUGUUGAUUUUGUUCUUAUUGAGCAAUUAUUAAGGAAAAUUUGUAGUGAUUCAAAAGAUGGAGCCAUCCUUGUGUUCCUUCCAGGGUGGGAUGAUAUAAAAAAAACCCAGGAGAGAUUACUCACGAACCCGUAUUUCAGAAAUACUUCUAAGGUUUUGAUAAUAUCUCUACAUUCGAUGGUUCCAUCUGCUGACCAAAACAUGGUCUUCAAACGCCCCCCUCCUGGUUGCCGUAAAAUUGUUCUUUCAACUAAUAUGGCUGAAACUGCCAUCACCAUUGAUGAUGUCGUUUAUGUUAUUGAUAGUGGCCGGAUGAAAGAAAAAAAUUAUGAUCCUUACAAAAAUGUAUCAAGUCUUCAAUCUUCCUGGGUGUCAAAAGCGAGUGCCAAGCAACGACGGGGCCGUGCUGGUCGUUGUCAGCCUGGAAUCUGUUAUCAUCUUUAUUCUAAAGUUCGAGCAGCUUCAUUGCCAGAUUUUCAGGUGCCUGAGAUUAGGAGAAUGCCAAUUGAAGGGCUUUGCCUGCAGGUGAAGUUACUUGAUCCAGAUUGCAAUAUAGAAGAUUUCUUGAUUAAGACAUUGGAUCCUCCACUUUCCGAGACCAUACGCAAUGCAGUUGCUGUUCUUCAAGAUAUUGGGGCUUUGUCACUUGAUGAGAAACUUACAGUACUUGGGGAGAAGCUAGGUUCUCUACCUGUUCAUCCAUUGACGAGCAAGAUGCUUUUCUUUUCUAUACUGAUGAACUGUCUUGACCCAGCUUUGACUCUGGCAUGUGCUACUGACUUCAAGGAUCCAUUUUCCCUGCCUAUGUUACCUGAUGAUAAGAAGAGAGCCGCUGCUGCUAAAUAUGAACUUGCUUCAUUGUAUGGUGGGCAUAGUGAUCAGCUAGCAGUCAUAGCAGCAUUUGACAUAUGGAAGACUGCUAAACAACGAGGUCAAGAGAAACUGUUCUGUUCUCAAUACUUUGUGUCUUCAAGUACGAUGCAUAUGCUAUCUCGUAUGCGCAAGCAGCUCCAGACAGAGCUAAUUCGGCAUGGUUUUAUCCCUGAGGAUGUAUCAAGAUGUAGCUUGAAUGCACGUAACCCAGGAAUACUCCGUGCUGUUCUCGUGGCCGGUUUAUAUCCAAUGGUGGGGAGAUUGCUUCCUGUUCGCAAGAAGAUGAAACGAUCUGUUGUAGAAACUCCUAAUGGGGUUAAAGUUUGUUUAAACAACCACUCUAUGAAUUAUAAGUUAGGUUUCAAGGUUACCAGUGAUGAUCGUCCAUUGAUUAUGUUUGAUGAGAUAACCCGUGGGGAUUCGGGUGUGAUGAACAUACGGAACUGUACUGUUAUCGGGCCACUUCCGUUACUAUUGCUUUCGACAGAAAUUUCUGUUGCUCCAUCAAACAAUGAUGAUGAUGAUGGUUACAUUGAUGAGGGGAGUGAUAUGGAUGACAAUGAGGAUGAAAGUGAUGAAGAUGCAAUGGAGAUAGAUGGUAAGUCAGGUGGACAACACAAGGAGAAAAUUAUGUCAUCUCCUGAUAAUUCAGUCACAGUUAUAGUGGAUCGGUGGCUUCAAUUUGGGUCAAAAGCUCUGGACGUUGCUCAGAUCUACUGCUUGAGAGAACGUUUAUCUGCAGCAAUCUUAUUCAAAGUUACACAUCCAAGGAAAGUUUUGCCUCCUGGUCUUGGGGCCUCAGUUUAUGCUAUAGCCUGUGCUCUAUCGUAUGAUGGUCUAUCUGGGAUCUCAUUUCCAAAGGAAUCCGAGGAGUCUCCGACUUCGGUGGAAAAUGAAACUGUGACUGACGACUCUGUUUUGCCCCUUCAAGAUUGCUACUUACACAAAUCGAUUAUGUGCGAUAUUUUAAGGGAUGAUGCACAUGGAAGCAAUGACACAAAUGAAAUGCACUGUUACUUCCUCAGAUCAUGUACUCCUGCCGUCAAUGGAGCAGCCAAGUCGAGUGACCCGUUAAGUCACAGUAUCCUGAACGCACACCAGAAGCCUCUAUCACAAGGCACGAGUAUACCUGCUGCUAAUGGAGCAGUACGGUUUUAUGUGAUUGGAAAUGGGGCAGCAAAGUUGAGUGACCCAUCAAGUCACAGUGUUCAACCACCGCUUGAUUCUGCUCCCAUCACCGCUCACCAGAAGCCUCCAUCACAAGGUCCAGAUUUAGUUGGCAACGGUGCAAGCACUGAUGCAUCAGAUGGUCCAAGGGGAGAGUCGCCAGUGAAGAGGAAGAAGCGUAGGAAUAAGGGUAGAGAACAAUCAUCUUGAAUGGGAUCUAACUGUAUGUUGUAGGAUGUUAGAUUGGGGUAAGCUGGUCGUGUCAAGUUUUCUAGGAUGAAGGAAUAUAUAUGUCUUCAACACAAUGAUCUUUUCAAUUUCCCAGACUGUAAUCCUCCUAUGAAUGCCAGCGAAGUCGCGUGAAUGAAGAAGACACAAGAGGAUUGCAUCUGAAAUUCAUCCUAGCUUUUGAUUUUGCUGUCACAAGACCAAGCAAAGCUGAAACCAUCCUUGGUUUCGGAAACAAUUCUGGUAAGCUCAUAUCAGUAACAAGCCAAAAGUGAAGAUCUAGGUGUACGUUUUUAUAUCAGAUCAGAUGUGUUGAUUCAUUAGUAAUCUCUUCCAUUGCUCUUUUAAUAUUUCAUGAAACUAUUGUGACAAGAUACAAGAUGGAACUUUGCAUAAUCUUUCGGCCCUCAUGCAUUGACUUCACCAAUAUACAAGGACUGAACACAAGAAGCGCUUUGGGUAUCUAAAAUUUGGUUCUUCUUAUCUUCCUCUUUCAACUUUCCUAUUAGAUUAAGCCACUUGUCAUUGAUCGAAUCAUCAAAACACAAUCAUAUCCACUGCAGCAAAACAACAAAAUGAAACUGCAACUGCAUUAUUAACCUUAUCACUAAGCAUGUGAAAAAGAUAAGGGAGGGAAAAAACAAAAACAAAAAACAAAAACAAAAUUAGGCUAACCUUAAUUACUAAGCCUUGUCCCGUUAGGUAGGCCCCACCAUACAAAAUAAAAACCAACCCCCCAAAUACUCAAAUUUACAUCUCUUGUCUGCGACUGAAAGAUAUGGCCAGAGAAGAAGAAGAAGAUAAAGGUAGAGUUCAAAUGUUGAUAGCAAUGAAGGGCCAUCCAGGCACAGGCAAAACCACCUUAGCCAAUUCCUUAGCCUCAACUCUCAAACUCCCUCUCUUAGACAAAGACGACGUGCGCGACAAAAUCCAGAGUCUCCAACCCGCAUCCUCCUCCGCGUCUUCCGUACUAAACGACGCGUCGUACCGCGUCAUCUGGCAGAUCGCUGCCACCCAGCUACGCCUGGGCCUCAGCGUCAUCGUGGACUCGCCCCUCUCCCGUAGGGCCCACUUCGAGUACCUGGCCCAGUUGGCAUCGUCCAGUGGGGCCCGCCUCUUGAUUGUGGAGUGUAGGCCCAAGGACGAGGCCGAGUGGCGCCGAAGGCUCGAGCGCCGCGCUGAGGCUGGUGGAGGGCCGGGCUGGCACAAGCCGUCCACGUGGCGGGAUAUGCAGAGGCUAUUGGACGGGUACGGUGGGUGCACGGAGUACGAUGUGGCCGAUGUACCCAAGAUGGUGGUGGAUACUACGGCGGCUCUUGAAGUCGAGGAGCUUGUCUCCAGUGUGGUCCAGUUUAUCGAAAUUCACAGCCACAGGGGUCCGCGAAUGACAUCUGUCCACCAAGGACUAAAUAUUAUGGAUUAAAAUAUAAAAAAACAAUUUGCUUCUCAAAAUAUGUAUAGUAUUUUGUAGGCUUAAAUGCUAAAAUGGUCUUUCUGUUUUACC